GAAAUCAGCUGGAGCGGAAAACUCGAUGAAGUAAAGACAGCAGUACCUGUGUUGGGAGGCCCUCGAAGUUUCUCGCCGAGUUGCAUCAGUCCUGACGUAGUCAGAGAGCUCGUCGCGCAUGUCACCGUCGAAAGCUCUCGAUCCCUGAUGAAAGUCAAAAUUAAAAAAUGGACGACAGUAGCGACGUGGAAGUGGUUGGCGAACGACGACAAUUGCGGAAUCUGUCGAAUGCCCUUCGAGUCAUGCUGCCCAGAUUGCCGGCUUCCCGGCGAUGGAUGCCCACUUGUGUGGGGUAAAUGCUCCCAUUGUUUCCAUAUGCAUUGCAUCGUGAAAUGGAUACAGUCCCAACAAGCCCAGCAGCAGUGUCCCAUGUGCCGACAGACGUGGAAUUUCAAAGAAUAGAUCUCUUGUAAGCUUUCGAGAAGCGAUGCUAUCGCGGUCAUAAGCCCCAUGUAACUCAGGGAGCUCUGUACAUAAUAAAAUGAACUGUCGAAUCUUACCGU
Galendromus occidentalis (western predatory mite) is the source of this 503-nucleotide messenger RNA. RefSeq names its product anaphase promoting complex subunit lemming A (gene lmgA). Gene Ontology annotation, molecular function: zinc ion binding; cullin family protein binding; ubiquitin protein ligase activity. The record is from RefSeq and is a predicted model, not a curated record. Bases 148 to 402 code for a protein of 84 amino acids. Gene Ontology annotation, cellular component: anaphase-promoting complex. Lineage: Eukaryota; Metazoa; Arthropoda; Arachnida; Mesostigmata; Phytoseiidae. Gene Ontology annotation, biological process: anaphase-promoting complex-dependent catabolic process. The transcript is spliced from 3 exons.